Molecule: messenger RNA, 1658 nt
Organism: Aspergillus japonicus CBS 114.51
Lineage: Eukaryota; Fungi; Ascomycota; Eurotiomycetes; Eurotiales; Aspergillaceae
Exons: 3
Coding region: 80-1339 (419 amino acids)
Source: RefSeq, a predicted model, not a curated record
CCAUCCUGACUGACGGAAAACAACGACUCCAUCCACGCAACUCCGGUGGUCCCUGGCAAGCCGGCCUGCCUGCAGCAAUAUGGCCAACAUCCCAGCGGCCAUUGAAGCGGCCGAUGCUGCGGGUCGCAUCCCCGCGGGGAUCAGCUUGGAAUACCUCGCACAGUCGCGCGAUCGCCCGGCCAAGAUCGCCAUCAUCUUCGUCUGCGCCUUGACCACGCUCGUGGUCAUCGCGAGAUGCUAUGCUCGGAUCUUCUUUCUCAAGCGCUUUGGCAUGGACGACUCCCUGGCCGUCUUCACGCUGCUGCUGUACAUCACCGUGGUCGUGCUGUCCAUGGUGCUCAUCGGCCUGGGCAGCGGCCGUCACAUCGAGUACAUCGAGUACGUCCUCUCGUUGUCCCGGGUCAAGGAGACCGAGGUCCUGGACUUCGUCAUGCACAUCCUGUAUACGACCGCACUGUUCAUCUGCCGCCUGUCCGGGUUGGCAUUCUACCAUCGGCUGGCGGCGCGACACGACAAACUCUCUCUCACCAUCAAGCUCGCUUCCAUCUUCCUCGUGCUCGCCUUCCUGACCCAGUUCUUCCUGCUGCUGUUCCACUGCUUACCGGUCACGGGGCUCUGGCCAUAUGAAUGGCAGGAUGGGGCGAGCCAGUUCAAGUGUCUGAGCUGGGGCGACGUCUACUCCGUCAAUUCGGGGUUGUCGUUAGUCUGCGAUCUGAUCAUGUUGGUUUUGCCGUCCAUGUUGAUCUACAUGCUGCAUGUGUCGCGACAACGGAAAUUCCAGUUGUCCUUGAUCAUGUUCCCGGGUGUUUUAGUCCUGGCCAUCUCCUGCGCGCGCAUCUACCUGGUGGCGGUGGGCCAAUGGUCGUCGGACGGCAGCUGGGCCUACGAUCCGAUGCUGGCGGUCGAGACCUCCGAGAUCGGAAGCACGCUGAUUGCCCUGUCCAUCCCUGCCUUGAAGUCGCUCUUCGGCUCUUACUUCAACCACCUCAAGGCCUCCUCCUCCGGCGGCGCCACCUCGUCCAACAAGCGAUCCAGUCGGUUCCACCGCGGCUACGGUCGCACCUGGGAGGGGCAUGUGGAGUUGAAUAGCCUGGGUCAGGCAGCGGCCGCGGCCGGGUCGUAUCAUGUCGACGUGCAAACGGGCAAGGGGGCGAUCGCGACUCCGGAGUCAACCUCGUUGGGCGGGCCACGCACGGGGAACGACAGCUCCUCAGAGGACUUGCUGUCGCCGCAGAACGCGAAACAUGCCGGUCGCGCGGCCGGCAAGGGGCAGGUGAUCAUCCAGGAGACGGUGACGGUGAUCGAGAGUGGAAAGGCCAAUCCUGGACGGAGCUCGUAGGCUGCAUUUGAUACUGUCUCACGAAUCCGAAAUCUGACCGCUGUUUUGAUUCAGCGCACCGGCUCAGGGCUCGAUUCGGAAAACCAUAAUCCGUAUGGCAUCCAGCGCGAGAAUAAGGUCAUUGUACGGCCAGAGGGACGGGGUUUCCGCCACGGCUCCCAAUCCAUGCCGUCUAGGGCAUGUAUCUAGGGCAUGUAGACGUUCGACACUUUCGAGGACAGCAGCCAGCUACCUCGGCGGACGCACAUCCCUCGACUAGGUUUUCGUUUGGUGAGUCGGAACCAAACUUGCGACCGGGUAAUUGAACUUUGAAUGGGAC